Molecule: messenger RNA, 1348 nt
Organism: Photinus pyralis (common eastern firefly)
Lineage: Eukaryota; Metazoa; Arthropoda; Insecta; Coleoptera; Lampyridae
Exons: 1
Coding region: 887-1321 (144 amino acids)
Cellular component (GO): ciliary basal body; centrosome
Source: RefSeq, a predicted model, not a curated record
UACUAUUAUGUUGUUCCCGGUAAAAUAGAAUUUGGUUUAACUUUGAUGUGUUAAUCUAUUUGUUAUUGCCUCUAAAAAAGUGAAAUUGUCAGAAAGUGGUAAUCGGAUAUAAAAAGAGAGGAUGUAAUUUAUCGUGAGUGUGCACUGUAUAAUGUAGGAGAAGCUAUUACAAAAAACUGUUGGCACCUAGAGAACAUGUAACAUAAAAAAUUCUUUAGUAACAAUGUUGGCAUGCAGUCCUGGGCAGCAUUAUUUUACACAGCUGUUACCAUAAUCAUUUUUAGGAAAAAAAAUCCUUCACAUUCUUACUCAUUGAAGAGGAUUUAUUUACAGGGUGUUUAAACAGAUUGAGAAAGGUUCUAAAAGCCAGAAUGAGGAGAAAUAAAUCAAGUAGCAUAAGUACAAAAUAAUGUACGAUCUUUGCACAGAAGCAAUCAGCCGAUAUAUCAGGAAUAUAAACUAGGAAGACGUUGUGAAUGCGCGGUGCGCUUGACUUUGUGGCGGUUAGUUACUUGUUAAAUCUUUUACAGACUUAAUGAAAGAUGUCGUACCUGCUGAGUAAUUAAAUGAAUUUACUAAGGCUGAAAAUUGUUAUAGAAAUAGAAUAUUAAUUAAAGUUAUGAUGGUCAGUCAAUUAGGGAAAAAUAUACCUAAUUCAAUAUAAAAACAUAAGCAUUUCCACUCUCUCCAUCCUUGUCAGUCGCGUGGGGUUGCGCGUUUAAAAGUCAAGAUAUGGCUUGAUCGACCGCUUUGGAGUUUUCCAAUUUCUUCACUUGCGCCGUUUUUGUCACCUUUCUGUCUGAUGAUGAUUUGAAGUCGCCUACAAACAAAAGGCACAAUUGAUUUUUGGUAAGUACAUAUAGCUUGACACUGUCAAAAUUGAAGAAUGUCCCAAACCAAAGAAACCCUAUCGGGCAACAAUGACAAAAUUAUUAAGUGUAUCGCCGACCUUAAAAAUCAACGGAAGGAGCUCGAGUUUUUAAUCGGAAAGCAGCAAGAAGAGCAGACCAUGUUGCAGACCGACAUGGAACGAAUUACUCUCAAAUUGGGCAUAAUAGGCAAAAGUCACGCGCGGCGCAUUGCUACCAAAGACAAUUACGAUAACGCUAUCAAAAAUGCGGAAGAAAGUUACCAGGAAAUCGUAACGUUAUCCGGACGACUAUUACAAAGCAUACGGAAGAAUAUGUUGGAGUUGGAAGAAGCGAUGGAUAAGAAAACCGGUACUGACACAAACGUGAAAUUUCCAAACAGUAACAGUCCAAGCCAAAACUCUGACAAGGAAUUACUGCAUGCGAUUGAAUCUAGUCUGAUUUCGCUGUAAUCUUGAAAUAAAACCACGAUACACUUA